AUGCCGGUAGAGUUGAACAGCCUUACGGAAGGAUGGUUGGAGCUAGAAAGUGAUCCUGGCUUAUUUACAUUGUUACUAGAGGAUUUUGGUGUUAAAGGAGUACAAGUUGAAGAAAUUUAUGAUUUACACAAACCCUUGGAAAGUCCUGUAUAUGGAUUUAUAUUCCUGUUCCGAUGGAUAGAGGAACGUCGAUCUCGGCGAAAAUUUGUGGAACAAAUUGAAAGCUUUGUUCGCGAUGAAGAAACCAUUAAUAACAUAUUCUUUGCUCAACAAAUGGUUCCCAACAGUUGUGCAUCACAUGCUCUCUUGUCUAUAUUAUUAAACUGUCCAAACUUACAUUUAGGAGAAACUUUGAGUAGAUUAAAGCACCACACCAUAGGCAUGAACCCAGAAAACAAGGGUUGGGCAAUAGGAAACACUCCAGAACUAGCAUGUGCUCACAAUUCUCAUGCCAUUCCAUUGGCACGUAAGAAAACUGAUAAAAGUGCUGGAGUUUCAACAGGAAGAUUUACAGGAGAAGCUUACCAUUUUGUAAGCUUUGUACCAAUAAAUGGCCAUUUGUUUGAGCUUGACGGCCUAAAACCAUACCCAAUGGAUCAUGGACCGUGGGCGGCUGAUGAGGACUGGACAGAGAAAUUUAGACGAGUGAUGGUUGAAAGACUGGGGCGAGAUGCUGGUGAACAAGUUCAUGAUAUAAGAUUUAAUCUAAUGGCUGUUGUACCAGAUAGAAGAAUUGCUCUGACUCAGAAAUUAGGCGCACUCGAGAUGAAUCAAAAAAGGAUAAAAGAAGCUAUAUCAAAGAUUGGAAAACACUUAAGACAUUUACUCACUAAACCUAGGGAUUAUAAUGAAGAGUCUAUAUCUCCAGACAAAGAGGAUUCAUCAAAUGAAAGCGGUCUCCAAGUUUCUGAGGAUGCAAUAAUAAAUGCCCUAGAUGCAAUGGAGGCUCCUUCCUUUGAUAUUGAUUUCACACAGCCUAUUAUUAUUGAAAUUGGGGUUAUUGAUAAACCACAACAGGAUAAAAGUAUAAGCUUAGCUGAACCUGUGGAACAAAAUGUAAACUUGAAGUUUUUCACAAUUAAUGGUGAAAAUCAAAUAUUAACAAAUCUCCAUCCAACAUCAACAACAGCUCUCAUCCGCAGUAAUGACAAACCAAUAAUCCUUUGCUGUGAGGUUUCACCGGAACAGCCCUACAGAUUCCGGAAGCUCUUGUUCAGUCACUCGGAGCUCAAUAUGUUCCUGAACAGCAUUGCCUCCGAGAUGCAGUCGUGUCAGCUGGCUCUGAACGACGAGAAUGAUAAGCGAGAUAUGUAUAAGGUGGACGACUGCCGCCGAACUCACAACUACGACGAAUUCAUCUGUACAUUCCUCUCAAUGCUGGCGGAAAGGGGCGUUCUCGGGGAACUGGUGAGCGCUCAGCUGGAACGCGGUCGGUCUCCGAGGGUCCGACGCAGACGACCGAGGCCCCGCCCAAGGGCGCGCCCGAGACCACGCCCUCGGACUAGGAAAUAG
Molecule: messenger RNA, 1512 nt
Organism: Pieris macdunnoughi
Lineage: Eukaryota; Metazoa; Arthropoda; Insecta; Lepidoptera; Pieridae
Source: the annotation of a GenBank genome assembly